AAAUAUUUGAAGUAAAAAAAAAAGAAAACUCCCUUUCCUUUUCUUUCCCUUCAUUUGAAAAAAAAAAAAAAUGUCAAUCGAAUUCAGUGUCGAUAGACCUUUUGGCAUAUAUUUGUAUGACUAUUUUGAUAAGGCAUAUACAACUGUAGUUGGUAGUCCAGCCACGGAAUUCACUUUUGUUCAAGGUUAUACCCCACUUUCCACCUUGCCAGAAGUUUUGGUUGGAUGCAUUACAUAUUUUACAAUUAUUUUUGGUGGACGUGCUUUAAUGAACAAUAGUAAACCAUUACCCUGUAAGUUCUUCUUUCAAAUUCAUAAUGUCCUUUUGACUCUCGUCUCUGGUGCCCUAUUGGCCUUAUUGUUUGAACAAUUGUUCCCCCAAUUAUACCGUCAUGGUCUCUAUUAUACUAUCUGUUCGGAAAAAGCAUGGACACCUCAAUUGGAAUUGAUCUAUUAUUUAAAUUAUUUGGUUAAAUGGUGGGAAUUGGUUGAUACUGGAUUUUUGGUCAUUAAGAAGAAGAAGCUUGAAUUUUUGCACUACUUUCAUCACAGUAUGACAAUGGCUUUAUGUUAUACACAAUUAGUUGGUAAAACAACAGUGUCCUGGGUUCCUAUUAUCCUUAACUUGACAGUCCAUGUAUUGAUGUAUUAUUAUUAUUUCCGUACCGCCACUGGAGCCAAGAUUUGGUGGAAGAAGUAUUUAACAACUUUACAAAUCAUCCAAUUUGUUAUUGACUUGGUUGUCAUUUACACUGUCACCUGGUCAUAUUUUGCUUUUACCUAUUAUUCGGACUUUUUACCCAACUUUGGAACUUGUGCUGGAACUGAAAGUGCUGCUGCUUUUGGAUGCGCCAUUUUAACUUCAUACCUCUUCUUGUUCAUCAAUUUCUAUAGAAUGACUUACAACCAAAAGAAACAACAAAAGAAGGAUCUUUAAAAUUACA
Mucor mucedo is the source of this 944-nucleotide messenger RNA. RefSeq names its product ELO family. Gene Ontology annotation, molecular function: fatty acid elongase activity. Gene Ontology annotation, cellular component: endoplasmic reticulum membrane. Bases 71 to 937 code for a protein of 288 amino acids. Gene Ontology annotation, biological process: fatty acid elongation, polyunsaturated fatty acid; fatty acid elongation, saturated fatty acid; fatty acid elongation, monounsaturated fatty acid. Lineage: Eukaryota; Fungi; Mucoromycota; Mucoromycetes; Mucorales; Mucoraceae. The record is from RefSeq and is a predicted model, not a curated record. The transcript is spliced from 4 exons.